AUGCUUCUGUAUACCAGUGUAAAGGCUGCUCAGAGAGGACAAGGGAGACGAGUACAGGGUACAGUUAGAGUCAGCUCUUUAAGCGACAUGGAUUCCUCAUCUAAAAAGCUUCACAAGAGUGACUCGAUACACCACAUGAGCCACCCACAGACAAGGCCAGAGCUGCCUCCCCUGCCUGCGUCUGUUGAUGAGGAACCAUCUGAACUUUAUCAGACUGUCAUGUCACACAGCUUUUAUCCCCCCUUGAUGCAACGAACAUCAUGGACACUGGCUGUGCCCUUCAAAGAGCAGCGCCACCACCGUGGGCCCAGCGAUUCCAUAGCCAACAAUUACUCAUUGAUGGCCCAAGAUCUAAAGCUGAAAGACCUGAUAAAGAUCUACCAGCCAGUCACCAUCAGUGUCCCCAGGGGCAGGAUCAUGCAGGGGCUGCCAUCAGGACCUAAAGGCACGUCAGAGCCAAACAAGAAGAAGAUGAAGUUCUCCUUUGCUGCCAGAGAGGAUCCCACUGGGACCAAGAUGGCCUGUAACACCUCGACUUCCUCACUGAUGAAGAAGGAGGUGAAUACUUCUUUGACUCUCCCAGGAAGCAGACCAAUGAGUCCAGAAGAGCAGAUUAAUGUGAUGUUACAGCAGGAGGUGGAAAUAGAAAGUCAAGAAAAAAACCCAUCUGAUUUAGACCUGGAGAGAUACUGUUACUAUUUGACCCACGGAAUCCGAAGAGAUAUGAUUGCCCCUGAGGAGGAUGGAGUGAUGAUUAGGAUUUCGAAGCUGAUUUCUAGCAAGCUGCUGACAAGUCCCUCCUUGGAACCCCUCCUGGUCACUCUGGUGGAUGAAAUGGAAAAUGACUAUUACAGUAGCCUCAUGAAAAGCAUUGUUGAUUACAUCCUCAUGGACCCAGUGGAGAGGAAGAGGCUCUUCAUCGAAAGCAUCCCCCGCCUUUUCCCUCGCAGAGUGAUCCGGGCGCCCGUGCCCUGGCACAGUGCCUACAGGAGCGCUCACAAGUGGAAUGAGGAGCAUCUGCACACGGUGAACCCCAUGAUGCUCAUCCUGAAGGAACUGUGGUUUACAGAAUUUAGAGACCUCAGGUUUGUUCGAACAGCAGAAUUGCUGGCGGGCAGACUUCCUCUGCAGCCUGCCGAGUACUGGGACCUCAUCUGCAAGCACUGCGCGGAGGCUCGCCAGAUUCUCCUCGCCAAGUGGAUUCCCACUUGUGCCCAGCUUUUUGUCUCAUGGAAGGAGCACUGGGUCCACUUUGCUCCAAAGGGCGACUAUGAUUCAUCUCGAAAUAUUGAGGAAUAUUUUGCUUCUGUUGCUUCCUUCAUGUCACUCCAACUCCGAGAGCUGGUUAUUAAAUCCCUUGAAGAUCUUGUUUCUCUGUUCAUGAUACACAAGGAUGGAAAUGAUUUUGAGGAACCAUACCAAGAGAUGAAGUUCUUUAUACCACAGCUGAUCAUGAUCAAACUUGAAGUCAGUGAGCCCAUAAUUGUCUUCAAUCCAUCUUUUGAUGGUUGCUGGGAAUUAAUAACCAACUCUUUCUUGGAAAUUAUUAAGAACUCUGAUGGAAUCCCGAAGGUGGAAUCUAUCCUGUUCCCAGAGUUGCAAGGAUAUAACCUGACCCUUGGAACUGUUAACAUGAAUGAGAAACUCGUUGCUGAUUUUGUGGAUGAAACAUUUGAGGUAUUUCAGAAAAAUCAAGUUGGCCCCCACAAAUACUUAAAUGUAUACAAAAAGUAUGAUGACUUACUGGAUAACACAGCAGAGCAAAGCAUCACAGCAUUCCUGAAAGAAAAUCAUGAAAUUGAAGAUUUUGUGAUGAGGAUCAAUAGCAUAAAAAAGCGGAGAAGUGAAAUUGCAUCCAUGCACAUUACCGUGCCCUUGGCCAUGUUCUGUCUGGAUGCCAUGAUUCUGAAUUACGAACUCUGUGAGCGAGCACAAAACCUUAAGGACCGUUUGAUUCAGCACCAAGUGGAUGUAAACCGCAACACCAAUACCAGCAUUUGUAAUCAGUACAAUACCAUCGCGGACAAAGUCAGUGAGAUUCCUGCCAACACCGAGGAGCUGGUAUCACUCAUUGAAUUCUUAAGGAAAUCCAGCGAUGUCACUGUGUUCAAACUCAGGAGGCAACUUAGAGAUGCAGCAGAACGGCUGGAGUUCCUGAUGGACUAUGCAGACUUGCCCCAAGAAGAUAUCAAAUUGAACAGCACUCUGUUCCUCUGGCCCGAUCAGAUUGAGGACAUCUUUGAGAACAGCCGAAACUUGCUUCUUAACAAGAGGGAUCAAGCGGAAAUGGACCUGAUUAAAAGAUGCUCAGAGUUUGAGUCACGACUCGAAAGCUACAGCAAGGAAUUGGAAGGCUUUAGGAAGCGCGAAGUGAUGACCGCAGAAGAAAUGAAGCACAAUGUUGAAAAGCUUAACGAGCUUUCCAAGAACCUAACUCAGGCGAUGGCAGAAUUUGAGCUAAUCAAUAAGGAGGAAGAGCUGUUGGACAAGGAGAAGAGUACCUUCCCUCUUCUGCAAGCCCUAAUAACCAACAGGGUGCCCUACGAACAGCUGUGGGUGACGGCCUAUGAGUUCAGCACUAAGUCGGAGGAGUGGAUGAACGGUCCCCUCUUUUUGCUGAAUGCUGAGGAAAUCACAGAGGAGAUAGGAAAUAUGUGGAGAACAACAUAUAAGCUGACCAAGACCUUCGCCGACGUGCCGGCACCCAGGCGCUUGGCAGAGAAUGUCAGACUGAAGGUGGAGAAGUUCAAGCAGCACCUUCCCAUCCUCAGCAUCUCCUGCAAUCCAGGCAUGAAGGACCGACACUGGCAACAGAUCAGUGAGAUUGUUGGUUAUGAAAUAAGUCCCACGGAAACAACUUGCCUUUUGAAUAUGCUGGAUUUUGGAUUCGGCAAAUACAUUGACAAACUGGAGCCUAUUGGUGCUGCUGCUAGUAAGGAGUAUUCCCUGGAGAAAAACUUGGAGAAAAUGAAGUUAGAUUGGGGCAACAUGACAUUCAACUUCGUGAAGUACAGGGAUACUGAUACAAACAUCCUAUGUGCAAUUGAUGAAAUUCAGCUGUUACUCGAUGAUCAUGUGAUAAAGACCCAGACCAUGUGUGGCUCCCCAUUCAUCAAGCCGAUAGAGACAGAAUGCAGGAAAUGGGAAGAAAAGCUCGUUCGUGUGCAGGAAAAUUUGGAUGCCUGGUUGAAGUGCCAAGCUACUUGGCUGUACCUGGAACCCAUCUUCAGCUCAGAGGACAUCAUAGCCCAGAUGCCAGAAGAGGGCAGGAAAUUCGGCACUGUUGACAGUUACUGGAAGUCACUCAUGUCUCAAGUGGUGAAAGAUCCUAGGGUUCUAGUGGCAGGAGACCAGCCACGGAUGACUGAGAAGCUUCGAGAAGCCAACCUUCUGUUAGAGGACAUCCAAAAGGGGCUGAAUGAUUACUUGGAGAAGAAGAGACUAUUUUUCCCCAGGUUUUUCUUCCUGUCAAAUGAUGAGCUGCUGGAGAUUUUGUCUGAGACAAAGGACCCCCUCCGAGUGCAGCCACACUUGAAGAAGUGCUUUGAAGGAAUUGCCAAGCUAGAAUUUACGGACAAUCUGGAAAUCUUGGGCAUGAUCAGCUCUGAAAAAGAAACUGUUCCAUUCAUACAGAAGAUCUACCCAGCAAAUGCCAGAGGAAUGGUGGAAAAGUGGCUGCAGCAGGUGGAGCAGAUGAUGCUUGCCAGCAUGCGGGAAGUCACUGGCCGUGGGAUUGGAGCGUAUGUCAAGGUCCCUCGGAACAGCUGGGUCUUGCAGUGGCCUGGCCAGGUAGUUAUCUGUGUCUCCUCCAUCUUUUGGACUAAGGAGGUGUCCGAAGCCCUCGUGCAAAAUAGCCUGCAGGAGUUUUUGAGAAAGAGCAAUGAGCAGAUUGCACAGAUUGUCGAGCUGGUGCGCGGAAAACUGAGCAGCGGAGCGCGACUGACUCUGGGGGCCCUCACAGUCAUCGACGUCCACGCCCGGGACGUGGUGGCCAAGUUAGCUGAGGACAAGGUCUCUGACCUGAACGAUUUCCAAUGGAUUUCACAACUGCGCUACUACUGGGAGGCAAAUGAUGUACAUGUACAGAUGAUCACCACGGAAGCCUUGUAUGGGUACGAGUACCUGGGAAACUCCCCACGGCUGGUGAUCACGCCCCUCACUGACCGCUGCUACAGGACACUGAUGGGUGCUUUGAAGCUGAACCUUGGAGGAGCUCCAGAGGGUCCAGCUGGAACAGGCAAGACAGAAACUACCAAAGAUCUGGCCAAAGCUUUGGCCAAGCAGUGUGUGGUCUUCAACUGCUCAGAUGGUUUGGAUUACAAAGCCAUGGGGAAGUUCUUCAAGGGACUGGCUCAGGCUGGAGCCUGGGCCUGUUUUGAUGAGUUCAACCGCAUUGAGGUAGAGGUGCUCUCCGUGGUAGCCCAGCAGAUACUCAGUAUUCAGCAAGCCAUUAUCCGGAAGCUGAAGACCUUCAUCUUCGAAGGCACAGAGCUCUCUCUGAACCCGACCUGUGCUGUCUUCAUCACCAUGAACCCUGGCUAUGCUGGCAGGGCCGAGCUUCCAGACAACCUCAAGGCCUUAUUCCGGACAGUAGCCAUGAUGGUGCCAGACUAUGCCCUCAUUGGCGAGAUCUCCCUCUAUUCUAUGGGGUUCCUGGACUCCAGAAGCCUUGCCCAGAAGAUCGUGGCGACGUACCGCCUGUGCUCCGAGCAGCUCUCCUCCCAGCAUCACUACGACUACGGCAUGCGUGCUGUCAAGUCUGUGCUCACGGCUGCUGGCAACCUGAAGCUCAAGUACCCGCAGGAGAAUGAGAGCGUCUUGCUGCUGCGGGCCUUGCUUGACGUCAACCUGGCCAAGUUCUUGGCUCAAGAUGUCCCUCUGUUUGAGGGAAUUAUAUCAGAUUUGUUUCCUGGGGUUGUUCUUCCAAAGCCAGACUAUGAGGUUUUUCUGGAAGCAUUAAACAAUAACAUCAAAAAGAUGAAACUCCAAGCAGUACCGUGGUUUAUCGGGAAAAUUAUCCAGAUCUAUGAGAUGAUGCUGGUACGACAUGGCUAUAUGAUUGUCGGCGACCCCAUGGGAGGCAAGACAUCUGCUUAUAAAGUGUUAGCUGCAGCGCUGGGCGAUUUACAUGCAGCCAAUCAGAUGGACGAGUUUGCUGUGGAGUACAGGAUCAUCAACCCCAAGGCUAUCACAAUGGGGCAGCUGUAUGGGUGCUUUGACCCAGUGAGCCAUGAGUGGACAGACGGUGUCCUAGCCAACGCUUUUCGGGAGCAAGCGGCUUCAGCGUCUGAUGACCGCAAGUGGAUUGUAUUUGAUGGACCAGUAGAUGCUGUUUGGAUUGAAAAUAUGAACACUGUUCUGGAUGAUAAUAAAAAGUUGUGCUUAAUGAGUGGAGAGAUUAUCCAGAUGAGUCCCAAGAUGAGUCUGAUCUUUGAGCCAGCUGACCUCGAGCAGGCAUCCCCUGCCACAGUGAGCAGAUGUGGGAUGAUCUACAUGGAGCCUCACCAGCUAGGCUGGAGGCCCCUGAAAGAUUCCUACACGGACACCCUGCCAUCCAGCCUCACCGAGGAGCACAGGGAACUGGUCAAUGACAUGUUCAUGUGGCUUGUCCAGCCCUGCCUGGAAUUCAUUCGUCUUCAUUGUAAAUUUGUGGUCCAGACGUCCCCUAUCCACCUUGCCUUCUCAAUGAUGAGACUGUACUCCUCUCUGCUUGAUGAGAUUAAAUGUGCAGGAAAUGAGGAAAGCGAACUCUCUGAAGGCCUGUCGAGUCAGCAGAUCUUCCUCUGGCUUCAAGGACUAUUCCUCUUCUCCUUGGUAUGGACUGUGGCCGGCACCAUCAAUGCAGACAGUAGAAAGAAAUUUGAUUUGUUUUUCCGCAACCUGAUCAUGGGUAUGGAUGAUAACCACCCCAGGCCCAAAAGUGUCAAACUCACCAAAAACAACAUAUUCCCAGAAAGAGCAAGCAUCUAUGACUUUUUUUUUGUCAAACAUGGUAGUGGACAUUGGGACCUAUGGACAGAGUAUAUCACCAAAGAAGAGGAAAACAUCCCUGCUAAUGCAAAGGUCUCAGAACUCAUCAUCCCCACAAUGGAGACGGCCCGGCAGUCCUUCUUCUUGAAAACCUUCCUGGACCAUGAGAUCCCAGUGCUGUUUGUGGGUCCCACAGGCACUGGAAAAUCAGCCAUCACCAACAACUUCCUUCUCCAUCUUCCCAAAAACAUCUACGUGCCCAAUUGCAUUAAUUUCUCUGCCAGGACUUCAGCCAAUCAGACCCAGGACAUCAUCAUGUCCAAGCUGGAUCGAAGACGGAAGGGACUUUUUGGGCCUCCUAUGGGGAGGAAAUCAGUGGUAUUUGUGGAUGACCUCAACAUGCCAGCCAAAGAGGUUUAUGGGGCCCAACCCCCCAUUGAACUCCUGAGGCAGUGGAUUGAUCAUGGUUACUGGUUUGACAAGAAGGACACAAGCAGACUGGACAUUGUGGAUGUGCUACUUGUGACAGCCAUGGGUCCCCCUGGAGGAGGAAGAAAUGACAUCACUGGACGAUUCACUCGCCAUCUGAAUGUCAUUUCCAUCAGUGCCUUUGAGGAUGAUACUUUAACUAAGAUCUUCUCUUCUAUUGCUGACUGGCACUUUGGGAAAGGGUUUGAUGUGAUAUUCUUAAGGUAUGGAAAGAUGAUGGUACAAGCUACCAAGAUAAUUUAUAGAGCUGCAGUAGAGAACUUUUUGCCAACUCCCUCCAAGUCACAUUAUGUCUUUAACCUGAGAGACUUUUCACGAGUGAUCCAGGGAGUACUACUCUGCCCUCACACCCACCUGCAGGAUGUGGAAAAAUUUAUCCGCCUUUGGAUCCAUGAGGUUUAUCGUGUCUUUUAUGACCGGCUGGUAGAUAUGGAAGACAGACAGGUCUUCUUCAACAUGGUGAAAGAAACUACCUCCAGCUGCUUCAAGCAAACCAUGGAGAAGGUGCUCAUCCACUUGUCACCCACUGGAAAGAUUGUGGAUGAUAACAUCCGUAGCCUCUUCUUUGGGGAUUUCUUCAAGCCAGAGAGUGACAAUAAAAUCUAUGAUGAGAUCACUGAUCUGAAACAGCUCACAGUGGUCAUGGAGUAUUACCUGGAAGAAUUCAACAACAUCAGCAAGGCUCCUAUGUCCCUGGUCAUGUUCCGGUUUGCCAUUGAGCACAUCUCCAGGAUCUGCCGGGUCUUGAAGCAGAACAAGGGCCAUUUGCUCCUAGUAGGGAUUGGGGGCAGUGGGCGACAGAGUGCCACUAAACUGUCCACAUUCAUGAAUGCAUAUGAGCUAUACCAGAUCGAGAUCACAAAGAACUACACAGGCAAUGAAUGGCGGGAAGACCUAAAGAAGAUCAUGCUGCAGGUUGGGGUGGCCUCCAAGAGCACUGUGUUUCUCUUCACUGAUAAUCAGAUCAAGGAUGAGUCAUUUGUCGAGGAUAUCAACAUGCUUCUAAACACAGGUGAUGUGCCCAAUAUCUUCCCAGCUGAUGAGAAAGCGGACAUUGUAGAGAAGAUGCAAAUGGCAGCCAGAACAGCAGGAGAGAAGAUUGAAGUCUCUCCUCUUUCUAUGUACAACUUCUUUAUUGAGAGAGUAAAAAAGAACCUACACAUUGUGCUAGCCAUGAGUCCAAUUGGGGAUGCCUUCAGAAACCGCCUGCGGAUGUUCCCUUCAUUGAUCAAUUGCUGUACAAUUGAUUGGUUCCAGUCCUGGCCCACUGAUGCCCUGGAGUUGGUAGCCAACAAAUUUCUAGAAGAUGUGGAACUUGAUGACACAAUUCGGAUAGAGGUCAUCUCUAUGUGUAAAUACUUUCAGGAGAGUGUGAAGAACCUGUCACUUGAUUAUUAUAAUACACUUCGAAGACAUAACUAUGUCACCCCCACUUCUUACCUCGAACUGAUUCUAACCUUCAAGACACUCCUGAAUAGCAAGAGGCUUGAAGUAGAUAUGAUGAGAAACCGAUACCUGACGGGCUUACAAAAACUUGACUUCGCAGCUUCACAGGUGGCAGUGAUGCAGGUAGAACUGACUGCCCUCCAGCCUCAACUCAUCCAGACCUCUGAAGAGACAGAUAAGAUGAUGGUGAAAAUUGAAGCAGAAACAAGAGAAGCUGAUGCCAAGAAACUUCUGGUUCAGGCAGAUGAGAAAGAAGCCAAUGCUGCUGCUGCUGUUGCUCAAGGAAUCAAGAAUGAAUGUGAGGGGGACCUGGCCGAGGCCAUGCCAGCGCUGGAGGCUGCACUCGUUGCACUCGACACCCUGAACCCUGCUGACAUCUCGCUGGUGAAAUCAAUGCAAAACCCCCCUGGCCCAGUCAAGCUGGUCAUGGAGAGCAUCUGUGUCAUGAAGGGGCAGAGACCAGAGAGGAAACCAGAUCCCAGUGGCUCCGGUAAAAUGAUAGAAGAUUACUGGGGAGUGUCAAAAAAGAUUCUUGGAGAUCUGAAGUUCUUGGAGAGCCUUAAGACGUAUGACAAAGACAAUAUUCCCCCACUGGUCAUGAAGCGGAUCCGAGAAAGGUUUAUCGAUCACCCAGAAUUCCAGCCAGUUGUCAUUAAAAAUGUGUCAUCUGCCUGUGAGGGUCUGUGCAAGUGGGUGAGGGCCAUGGAGGUAUACGACCGCGUGGCCAAAGUGGUGGCCCCUAAACGGGAGCGGCUGAAGGAAGCUGAGGGGAAGCUGGCUGCACAGAUGCAGAAACUGAACCAGAAACGAGCAGAGCUGAAGCUGGUAGAAGACCGUCUGCAGGCCCUGAAUGAUGAGUUUGAAGACAUGAAUGUCAAGAAAAAGACACUGGAAGAAAACAUUGAAAUCUGCUCCCAAAAGCUGGUCCGGGCAGAGAAGUUGAUCAGUGGUCUUGGUGGAGAGAAGGACAGAUGGACAGAAGCUGCCCGUCAGCUGGGAAUCCGUUAUAUUAACCUAACAGGGGAUGUGCUGGUGUCCUCAGGGACUGUGGCUUAUUUGGGAGCCUUCACAGUAGAUUACAGGGCUCAAUGCCAAAAGGAAUGGUUGGCAAACUGUAAGGACAAGGUCAUCCCAGGCUCCAGUGACUUUAGCCUCAGCAACACCCUGGGGGAUCCUGUAAAAAUCCGUGCCUGGCAGAUUGCUGGGCUUCCCAUUGACUCCUUCUCCAUAGAUAAUGGCAUCAUUGUGUCCAAUUCCAGGCGCUGGCCCUUAAUGAUUGACCCUCAGGGACAAGCUAAUAAAUGGGUCAAGAAUAUGGAGAAAAUGAAUAAACUGUCUGUCAUCAAAUUCUCUGAUGCCAACUAUGUAAGGACGCUGGAAAAUGCCCUGCAGUUUGGUACCCCUGUCUUACUGGAAAACAUUGGAGAAGAGCUGGAUGCUUUUAUUGAACCUAUAUUACUCAAAACAACAUUCAAGCAACAAGGGGUUGAAUACAUGAGGUUGGGUGAAAGUAUCAUCGAAUACUCCAAAGACUUCAAGUUUUACAUCACCACUCGUCUAAGGAAUCCACAUUACCUCCCAGAAGUUGCUGUGAAAGUCUGUCUCCUCAAUUUCAUGAUCACCCCCUUGGGGCUCCAAGAUCAACUCCUUGGCAUUGUGGCUGCCAAGGAGAAGCCAGAACUGGAAGAGAAAAAGAACCAGUUGAUUGUAGAAAGUGCCGAGAACAAGAAGCAGCUAAAGGAAAUUGAAGAUAAGAUCUUGGAGGUCCUCUCCCUGUCUCAAGGCAACAUUCUAGAGGAUGAAACAGCCAUUAAAAUUUUGUCCUCCUCCAAGGUACUAUCUGAAGAAAUCUCAGAAAAGCAGGAAAUCGCCUCCAAGACAGAAAUGGAGAUCGAUGAGACUCGGAUGGGGUACAAGCCAGUGGCUGUUCACUCUGCCACCAUCUUCUUCUGCAUCUCUGACCUAGCCAACAUCGAGCCCAUGUACCAGUACUCCCUGACGUGGUUCAUUAACCUCUAUGUGCUCUCCCUAGCGAACAGCACCAAGAGUGAGGAACUGGAUCUGCGGAUCGAAUACAUCAUCGAACACUUCACCCUGAGCAUCUACAACAAUGUGUGCCGCUCUCUGUUUGAGAAGGACAAACUGCUCUUCUCCCUCCUCCUAACCAUUGGCAUCUUGAAAGAGAAAAGGCUAAUUAGUGAGGAAGUUUGGUUCUUCCUUCUAACUGGAGGCAUUGCCCUGGACAACCCUUACCCCAACCCAGCUCCUGAAUGGUUGUCCAAGAAGGCAUGGGCAGAAGUUGUACGCGCAUCCUCAUUGCCAAAGCUGAAAGGUCUGAAGGAACAUUUGGAACAAAACACUAAUGAAUGGAAGCUGAUCUAUGACUCAACCUGGCCCCAUGAAGAGACCUUCCCUGAACCUUGGAAGUUGCUUGAAGGGUUGGACAGGUUGGUGAUUCUCCGGUGUUUGCGGCCUGACAAGAUGAUCCCAGCCAUUAGGGACUUCAUUGCUGACUUCAUGGGGAAUGUAUACAUUGAAGCCCCCACAUUCGAUCUCCAAGGAUCCUACAAUGAUUCCAGUUGUUGUGCACCACUGAUUUUUGUGUUGUCUCCAAGUGCAGACCCAAUGGCAGGCCUGCUGAAGUUUGCAGAUGACUUUGGUAUGGGAGGUGCCAAGACGCAGACCAUUUCUCUUGGCCAAGGCCAAGGCCCUAUAGCUGCCAAAAUGAUCAACACUGCCAUCAAAGAUGGGACCUGGGUGGUAUUGCAGAACUGCCAUUUGGCUACAAGCUGGAUGCCUACGCUAGAGAAAAUCUGUGAGGAGGUCAUUGUUCCUGAGAGCACCAACAUGAGAUUCAGACUCUGGUUAACCAGCUAUCCAUCAGAGAAGUUUCCAGUCAGCAUUCUCCAGAAUGGGAUCAAAAUGACCAACGAGCCCCCAAAAGGGCUCCGGGCCAACCUAUUGCGCUCCUACCUCAAUGACCCCAUCUCAGACCCCACGUUCUUCCAAAGUUGUACAAAGCCAGUGAUAUGGCAGAAGCUAUUGUUUGGCCUUUGCUUCUUUCAUGCCAUCGUUCAAGAGAGGAGGAACUUUGGACCCCUAGGUUGGAAUAUUCCUUAUGAAUUCAAUGAGUCUGACCUAAGGAUUAGCAUGCGGCAGAUCCAAAUGUUUCUCAAUGACUACAGGGAGGUGCCAUUUGAAGCUCUGACCUACCUGACAGGAGAAUGUAACUAUGGAGGCAGAGUGACUGAUGACAAAGACCGGCGUCUUCUCCUGUCUCUUUUGUCCACAUUCUACUGCAAGCAAAUCGAGCAGGAUCGUUACUAUCUUGCUCCUGGAGAGACUUACUAUAUCCCACCCUAUGGUUCCUACCAGUCCUAUAUCGACUAUCUCAGGAACCUUCCCAUCACAGCCCACCCAGAAGUCUUUGGCCUCCAUGAGAAUGCUGACAUCACCAAGGACAACCAGGAAACCAACCAGCUCUUCCAGGGGGUGCUGCUGACCCUCCCUCAACAAUCUGGAGGGUGUGGCAAAUCGCCUCAGGAAACUGUUGAGGAGCUGGCUCAGGAUGUACUCUCCAAGCUUCCCAAAGACUUUGACCUGGAACAGAUCAUGAAGUUAUACCCUGUGGUCUACGAGGAGUCCAUGAACACUGUCCUACGGCAGGAACUCAUACGAUUCAACAGGCUGACCAGAGUGGUUCGCAGCAGCCUCAUUAAUCUUGGCCGGGCCAUCAAAGGGCAGGUCCUGAUGUCCUCAGAGCUGGAGGAAGUCUUCGACAGCAUGCUCGUGGGUAAAGUGCCAGGCAUGUGGGCAGCCAAGUCCUACCCAUCACUGAAGCCCCUGGGGGGCUACGUGGCAGACCUACUGGCCCGCCUGGCUUUCUUCCAGGAAUGGGUUGACAAGGGACCCCCUGUGGUCUUUUGGAUCUCUGGAUUCUACUUCACGCAGUCGUUUUUGACUGGUGUCUCUCAGAAUUAUGCCCGGAAAUAUACCAUCCCCAUCGACCACAUUGGAUUUGAGUUUGAGGUAACUAUGCAAGAAACAGCCAUGGAGAGUAAGCCAGAAGAUGGGGCCUACAUAAAAGGACUCUUCCUAGAAGGUGCCCGUUGGGACAGGAAUAUGAAGCAGAUUGGAGAAUCUCUCCCCAAAAUUCUGUACGACUCAUUGCCCAUCAUCUGGCUGAAACCUGGGGAGAGUGCACUAUUUUUGCAUGAGAACAUUUACAUGUGUCCAGUCUACAAAACAAGUGCCCGGAGGGGGGUCCUCUCCACUACUGGCCACUCCACCAACUAUGUCCUCUCCAUUGAGCUUCCAACAGACAGGCCCCAGAAGCACUGGGUAAACCGAGGGGUAGCCUCCCUGUGCCAACUGGACAACUGAUGGCCUGGCCAUGGAACAAAGUA
Messenger RNA from Octodon degus (degu), 12311 nucleotides. It is a transcript of the gene Dnah3, whose product is annotated as dynein axonemal heavy chain 3. The coding region runs from base 1 to 12288 and encodes 4095 amino acids. The transcript has 62 exons. Gene Ontology annotation, biological process: microtubule-based movement. The record is from RefSeq and is a predicted model, not a curated record. Gene Ontology annotation, molecular function: minus-end-directed microtubule motor activity; ATP binding; dynein intermediate chain binding. NCBI's taxonomy places the organism in Eukaryota, Metazoa, Chordata, Mammalia, Rodentia, Octodontidae. Gene Ontology annotation, cellular component: dynein complex.